AUGAUGAAUUCCAAGCUUCUUUCUCUUUUGGUCGUUGUCCUUGUUGCCACAUUGGCAUCAGCUCGAAGAUCUUCUCCAUCAUCUGGUGUUCGAGCCUUUUGGGGUCGCCACCACCGAGUCUCCAUUCCCAAAUUGUUUGACAAUCGUCAAGUCAUCAACAACAAUUACAAUUACAACAGUAUUAUGGAAUCCAAGAUGGUCGCUUUCACGACAUCCUCCUCCUCAUCAUCAUCGACAGCAGACGAAGAUGACCAUGUGGGCCAACCAAUCAAAAAGCUUCACACUCAAGAGGAAUUGGUCUAUCUUUCCUUUCAUGGAUUCUAA
Cylindrotheca closterium is the source of this 324-nucleotide messenger RNA. The record is from the annotation of a GenBank genome assembly. NCBI's taxonomy places the organism in Eukaryota, Bacillariophyta, Bacillariophyceae, Bacillariales, Bacillariaceae.